Molecule: messenger RNA, 426 nt
Organism: Helicoverpa zea (corn earworm)
Lineage: Eukaryota; Metazoa; Arthropoda; Insecta; Lepidoptera; Noctuidae
Product: beta-1,4-N-acetylgalactosaminyltransferase bre-4-like
Exons: 4
Coding region: 1-426 (141 amino acids)
Biological process (GO): carbohydrate metabolic process
Molecular function (GO): glycosyltransferase activity
Source: RefSeq, a predicted model, not a curated record
AUGGGUCCUAUAAAAGUCAUUAAAAAUAAAACAAAUCUAGAGUAUGUGGAAGAACAGAACCCUGACGUGAAGCUUGGGGGCUACUAUGCGCCUACGUAUUGCCGCUCAGCAUAUCGCGUGGCCGUCAUAGUACCUUACCGGGAUCGUAAAGACAACUUGGCUAUUUGCCUCCGUCACUUGCAUCCAUUGCUAAAAAAACAGUUAUUGGAGUACAGAAUAUUCGUCAUUGAACAGCACGGUACAGAGAAGUUCAACAAAGGCAGCCUAUACAACAUCGCGUUCCUGGAGACGCAGCGGUUUGGCUCGUGGGACUGCCUGGUGUUCCACGACGUGGAUCUCAUCCCGGAGCACGAAGGCAUCCCCUACUCCUGUAACCAACACCCCACACAUAUGUCACCUGCAGUUGAAUCCUUCGGAUAUGUGUAA